GUUGUGAAGGGUGCUGUCACCGCGGACUCUGAAAAUAUAAGGAAACUGUCAUAACGAUUGACAACUUCCAUCGCUCGAAGAUGACUUCUGCUGCCAGUUCCCGUGUGCAGUUCAUGUUGACUACCGCCCGGCAAAUGUCUUUUCGGAUGAGGCAAAGAGCUCAACAAACAAGAGCAAAACUGGGACGUUUCGUCGAAGGAGAGGCGUCGGCAGUUACAAUGUUUCUGAGCGCUCGUCCAAACUACUACCUGGUUCCAGUCCUGCCCUCUCUGGCUUUCUUCAAGUCAACCAGCUCCCCACAGAGCAAAGAACCUGAGGGGAAUGCAGAGACAAACUUGAUUCAGGAAGCUGACAAACUGUACGACAGGUUGGACACAGAGCAGUUGUAUGCGCUUCUCAUGCCAUAUUCUCAGUCAGAAAAUGCAGACAUCGUGUGGAGACUGGCCAGAGCCAUGUCUGAUAAAGCCAAGCUGACAGAUGACAAGGAAGUGAAGAAAACUCUCCUGUUUGAUGCCUUGAAGUAUGCUGAAAGGGCUUUGGAAUUGGAUGAUCAGAAUUUCGCCUGCCAUAAGUGGUAUGCCAUUCUACUUCAUUACGUGGGAGAGUUCCAGAGUACCAAACAGUCCAUUGUGAACUCCUAUCUGAUCCGUGACCACUUCAAGAAAGCCAUAGAGCUGAAUCCAUCAGAUGCGACAUCUAUCCAUUCGCUGGGAAACUGGUGUUAUGUGGUGGCUGACCUGCCUUGGUACCAGAGAAAAAUCGCCUCCGUAGUUUUCGCCACACCACCUACGUCAAGUUUUGAAGAGGCAUUAGGCUAUUUUCUACAAGCAGAGAAAGUGGAUCCCAAUUUCUACAGUAUUAACCACCUACUAAUUGGCAAAUGUCACCUGAAGUUGAACAAUCCAGAUUUGGCCAGGGAAUUUUUGUCCAAAGCUAGGGAUAACAAGGGUAAAUCUGUGGACGAUGAAAAGGCCAGAAAAGAGGCAGUGGAAUUGUUAAAACAGAUUCCCCAAGCGUCUUGAUAUUUGAUCGCAUUCACUGUAAUAUUGAUCUCAUUCUCUGAAGUGAUAAACAUAGUUUUUUCUAGGACAACUUGCGUUAUUACUAACGGCUAGUUUGUUCAGGUUGGAUACGUUGAAAUCAGGAUUGGACGUCCAUGGUAACAGGGUUAUUGAGGUUUAGAAAAAAAGCAAUGGCUUUAUGUGGGACGAAAUGCUCAAAGAUUUUGAAAGUAAUUCCGUUGAGUGACUUGUCUACCUCAGAAGAUUGUUGGAAAAUCUGUUAAAAUUUUAUCCCAGUGGAUAAGGGAUGAUAUGGCGACAACCGGUACCUUGAAUGAUUGUGGACUAAAUCUUGCGCUGAACACUAAAUCUCCACCUAAUCUCGAAGAUAUUGUCUAGGAAACUAUAAUUGGAGGCCUAAUCCCGUCAAAAUAUCGCCAUUUUCUCCCAAUCUUACCUCAUCUUUAAACGUGAUGAGGUAAACGUGUGUGUUGCUAAUUUCUGUAUGAUCGCAGCAUUCUGGCGAGAAUGAGACAAAAGACAAGAUUCUGACGAGAUUUGAUAGAGAAUCAGCGUGCAAUACAAAUAUUAAUAUGAGAAGUGGAGAUUCAAUCGAGGAAGCCAGAUUUUAAAUAAGACGUGAAAUGUUAAUGAGAACGCAAGAUUCCUACGACGACCGUCAUUCUCGAAUUUUCGACUUUUAAGUAGUGUUCUUCCUGCUUUAUGACUUGGUAGUGGGAGAGGCUCGGCACCUUCCAGCUACCACAGCAAUGUAAUCUGCUGCAUCUCCGUACAUAAUGAAGACAGCUGGAGCAAUGGUAUCAGCAUGGGCACUGGUAUCAACAGGGAUAUAGGUGUCAUUAGGAGAAGAGGGAACAGUAGCAAUGGAAUCACCAGGAGCAAUGGUAUCAAGGGGAGCAAUUCCAUGUCCAUACCUCAGCAUUACAGGAAAACGCUAUCAUUUGAUGGACAGUUGGCGUUCGAUGUCAUUUAUUUUAUGAAUCAUGUGAGUGAAAAUCGACAUAAAUAUUCAACACAGUACACUGGAAAUCUUCCAACCAACAAAGUUGACAAAUUUAUGGUGCUAAUGUUAAGUGGCAUUUCGCACUGUGUAUUCCUCUUUUGAGGGUCUUGUUAUUGGGUAUGCAUAGGCGUGUCAAGUAUUUUUUGAUAUAACUAAAACUAAUGACAUUAAAACAAAUGUAUGCAAACACUAUAGUGAUAUUAUUUACACAAUUGGCAUGCUCUUGUUUUUGUCAUGGUAAUUUUAUCCGUUGACACCGACGUCUGUUAAGAUAUAUUUCAAUCCCUUUGUUCACAUUUAAAUGUUUAUGUACGAUUCUUAGCAUGAUGGCCAAGUGUUCGUAAUAAUACAGGUACAUGCUGAACCAAGCAUCUGCGUCGCCUUAGCUUGAUGGCCAAAGUGUUCGUAAUAGUACAGUUACAUGC
This is a messenger RNA of Liolophura sinensis, 2450 nucleotides long. Its product is annotated as regulator of microtubule dynamics protein 1-like. The transcript has 9 exons. The record is from RefSeq and is a predicted model, not a curated record. Gene Ontology annotation, cellular component: cytoplasm; spindle microtubule; mitochondrion. Lineage: Eukaryota; Metazoa; Mollusca; Polyplacophora; Chitonida; Chitonidae. The coding region runs from base 81 to 1022 and encodes 313 amino acids. Gene Ontology annotation, molecular function: microtubule binding.